GGUGGCAGGUCACGUGUCCAGGGCUUGCCCGCGGGGACCCCUUCCACCCUGGCUCCCGCGUCACAUGACCGGCUUUAAGCAACAUGGCGGCUGCCGUGGUGCAGCGCCCGGGCUGAGCGACAGCAAGUGCAGCGGGCUCCUACCCCGGGUGGGAUCGUCGGUGGGACCGGAGCGCGGGCGGGCGCGGCCCCCCGGGACCAUGGCCGGGUCCGACACCGCGCCCUUCCUCAGCCAGGCGGAUGACCCGGACGACGGGCCAGUGCCUGGCACCCCGGGGUUGCCAGGGUCCACGGGGAACCCGAAGUCCGAGGAGCCCGAGGUCCCGGACCAGGAGGGGCUGCAGCGCAUCACCGGCCUGUCUCCCGGCCGUUCGGCUCUCAUAGUGGCGGUGCUGUGCUACAUCAAUCUCCUGAACUACAUGGACCGCUUCACCGUGGCUGGCGUCCUUCCCGACAUCGAGCAGUUCUUCAACAUCGGGGACAGUAGCUCUGGGCUCAUCCAGACCGUGUUCAUCUCCAGUUACAUGGUGUUGGCACCUGUGUUUGGCUACCUGGGUGACAGGUACAAUCGGAAGUAUCUCAUGUGCGGGGGCAUUGCCUUCUGGUCCCUGGUGACACUGGGGUCAUCCUUCAUCCCCGGAGAGCAUUUCUGGCUGCUCCUCCUGACCCGGGGCCUGGUGGGGGUCGGGGAGGCCAGUUAUUCCACCAUCGCGCCCACUCUCAUUGCCGACCUCUUUGUGGCCGACCAGCGGAGCCGGAUGCUCAGCAUCUUCUACUUUGCCAUUCCGGUGGGCAGUGGUCUGGGCUACAUUGCAGGCUCCAAAGUGAAGGAUAUGGCUGGAGACUGGCACUGGGCUCUGAGGGUGACACCGGGUCUAGGAGUGGUGGCCGUUCUGCUGCUGUUCCUGGUAGUGCGGGAGCCGCCAAGGGGAGCCGUGGAGCGCCACUCAGAUUUGCCACCCCUGAACCCCACCUCGUGGUGGGCAGAUCUGAGGGCUCUGGCAAGAAAUCCUAGUUUCGUCCUGUCUUCCCUGGGCUUCACUGCUGUGGCCUUUGUCACGGGCUCCCUGGCUCUGUGGGCUCCGGCAUUCCUGCUGCGUUCCCGCGUGGUCCUUGGGGAGACCCCACCCUGCCUUCCCGGAGACUCCUGCUCUUCCUCUGACAGUCUCAUCUUUGGACUCAUCACCUGCCUGACCGGAGUCCUGGGUGUGGGCCUGGGUGUGGAGAUCAGCCGCCGGCUCCGCCACUCCAACCCCCGGGCUGAUCCCCUGGUCUGUGCCACUGGCCUCCUGGGCUCUGCACCCUUCCUCUUCCUGUCCCUUGCCUGCGCCCGUGGUAGCAUCGUGGCCACUUAUAUUUUCAUCUUCAUUGGAGAGACCCUCCUGUCCAUGAACUGGGCCAUCGUGGCCGACAUUCUGCUGUACGUGGUGAUCCCUACCCGACGCUCCACCGCCGAGGCCUUCCAGAUCGUGCUGUCCCACCUGCUGGGUGAUGCUGGGAGCCCCUACCUCAUUGGCCUGGCCUGCUGCACGAAGCAGGGUCCACAGACGACCGGAUUGUGGUGCCCCAGCGGGGCCGCUCCACCCGCGUGCCCGUGGCCAGUGUGCUCAUCUGAGAGGCUGCCGCUCACCUACCUGCACAUCUGCCACAGCUGGCCCUGGGCCCACCCCACGAAGGGCCUGGGCCUAACCCCUUGGCCUGGCCCAGCUUCCAGAGGGACCCUGGGCCGUGUGCCAGCCCCCAGACACUACAUGGGUAGCUCAGGGGAGGAGGUGGGGGUCCAGGAGGGGGAUCCCUCUCCACAGGGGCAGCCCCAAGGGCUCGGUGCUAUUUGUAACAGAAUAAAAUUUGUAGCCAGACCCCAGGUGCCUGCUCUCGUCUUUCUCUGGGUGGCCUCUGAUCUUGUACCCCGUCUUCACCCCAGGGCUCCUGAAGACUGUGGGUCAUUCCUCGGGGCUCUGGGUGAGUCUCUGCCCUUCUGGGCUGGGCGACUGAGAUGGGGGACUGCUCUUCUCCGAGUGAGCUGGCUGAGUGUGACCGUGAGUCACGCCCCUGCUUCCCUGGAGCCUGUCCCUUGCCUCACAGGCCUGGCUGAGGUGGGGGUGGGCACUGCCCUUUGUACCCCAGAAUUCCCACUGUCAGGGCCUCCCUGCUCGCUGCCUCCCCGGGUCCUGGAUAUGGAGGCCACGGCUGCCAGCUGGCAGGUGGCUGUCCCCAUCUGGGGGGCCAGCAGACCCUUGGGGCCUAGGGGUGCAGCCGGCCUGCUCCGAGCUCCCCUGCAGAUGGAGGAGGCCAUCCUGGUCCCCUGCAUGCUGGGGCUCCUGCUGCUGCCCAUCCUGGCCAUGUUGAUGGCACUGUGUGUGCACUGCCACAGACUGCCAGGCUCCUACGACAGCACAUCCUCAGAUAGUUUGUAUCCAAGGGGCAUCCAGUUCAAACGGCCUCACACGGUUGCCCCCUGGCCACCUGCCUACCCGCCUGUCACCUCCUACCCACCCCUGAGCCAGCCAGACCUGCUCCCCAUCCCAAGAUCCCCGCAGCCCCUUGGGGGCUCCCACCGGACGCCAUCUUCCCGGCGGGAUUCUGAUGGUGCCAACAGUGUGGCGAGCUACGAGAACGAGGAACCAGCCUGUGAGGAUGCGGAUGAGGAUGAGGACGACUAUCACAACCCGGGCUACCUGGUGGUGCUUCCUGACAGCACCCCGGCCACUAGCACUGCUGCCCCAUCAGCUCCUGCACUCAGCACCCCUGGCAUCCGAGACAGUGCCUUCUCCACGGAGUCCAUUGAUGAUUACGUGAACGUUCCGGAGAGCGGGGAGAGCGCAGAAGCGUCUCUGGAUGGCAGCCGGGAGUAUGUGAAUGUGUCCCAGGAACUGCAUCCUGGAGCGGCUAAGACUGAGCCUGCCGCCCUGAGUUCCCAGGAGGCAGAGGAAGUGGAGGAAGAGGGGGCUCCAGAUUACGAGAAUCUGCAGGAGCUGAACUGAGGGCCUGUGGAGGCCGAGUCUGUCCUGGAACCAGGCUUGCCUGGGAUGGCUGAGCUGGGCAGCUGGAAGUGGCUCUGGGGUCCUCACAUGGCGUCCUGCCCUUGCUCCAGCCUGACAACAGCCUGAGAAAUCCCCCCGUAACUUAUUAUCACUUUGGGGUUCGCCCUGUGUCCCCCGAACGCUCUGCACCUUCUGACGCAGCCUGAGAAUGACCUGCCCUGGCCCCAGCCCUACUCUGUGUAAUAGAAUAAAGGCCUGCGUGUGUCUGUGUUGAGCGUGUGUCUGUGUGUGCCUGUGUGUGAGUCUGAGUCAGAGAUUUGGAGAUGUCUCUGUGUGUGUGUGUGUAUCUGUGGGUCUCCAUCCUCCAUGGGGGCUCAGCCAGGUGCUGUGAGUGACAGCAGACAGUGGCUGGGACACCCCCCUUCUGAAUGAAGCCUUCUGACCUGGGCUGGCACUGCUGGGGGUGAGGACACAUUGCCCCAUGAGACAGUCCCAGAACACGGCAGCUGCUGGCUGUGACAAUGGUUUCGCCAUCCUUAGACCAAGGGAUGGGACCUGAUGACCUGGGAGGACUCUCUUAGUUCUUACCUUUUGUGGUUCUCAAUAAAACAGAACUUAAAAAAUUG
Messenger RNA from Pan troglodytes (chimpanzee), 3609 nucleotides. RefSeq names its product SPNS lysolipid transporter 1, lysophospholipid (gene SPNS1). The transcript has 24 exons. The record is from RefSeq and is a predicted model, not a curated record. Gene Ontology annotation, cellular component: membrane; immunological synapse. Gene Ontology annotation, molecular function: protein kinase binding; transmembrane transporter activity. Gene Ontology annotation, biological process: positive regulation of protein kinase activity; intracellular signal transduction; regulation of T cell activation. Bases 65 to 2983 code for a protein of 972 amino acids. NCBI's taxonomy places the organism in Eukaryota, Metazoa, Chordata, Mammalia, Primates, Hominidae.